This is a messenger RNA of Corapipo altera (White-ruffed manakin), 4213 nucleotides long. RefSeq names its product hepatocyte nuclear factor 4 gamma (gene HNF4G). Lineage: Eukaryota; Metazoa; Chordata; Aves; Passeriformes; Pipridae. The record is from RefSeq and is a predicted model, not a curated record. The transcript is spliced from 10 exons. Bases 72 to 1436 code for a protein of 454 amino acids. Gene Ontology annotation, biological process: regulation of transcription by RNA polymerase II; cell differentiation; anatomical structure development. Gene Ontology annotation, molecular function: nuclear receptor activity; zinc ion binding; RNA polymerase II cis-regulatory region sequence-specific DNA binding.
AUUAUCAAUCACUGUGAAACAGAAUGGGAAGGUUGUACAUUUGAGCAGCUUUUUCACUGUUUUUGCAUUCAAUGAUGAGGCUCUCAGAACCAGUACUAGACAUGGAAAUGGCAAACUACAGUGAAGUUUUAGAUCCGACGUAUACGGCACUGGAGUUCGAAACUAUGCAGAUUCUGUAUAAUGGCAAUGACAGUUCAGGAGAAGCUGUCAACAUGAAUGCUGCUGACAAUGGGGUCAGUAGUCUCUGUGCAAUAUGUGGAGACCGAGCGACUGGAAAACAUUACGGUGCUUCCAGCUGUGAUGGAUGCAAGGGGUUUUUUAGACGCAGCAUAAGGAAAAACCACGUCUACUCGUGCAGAUUCAACCGACAAUGUAUCGUUGACAAGGACAAAAGGAAUCAAUGCAGAUAUUGUCGUUUAAAAAAGUGUUUUCGAGCAGGAAUGAAAAAAGAAGCUGUACAAAAUGAACGGGACAGGAUAAGUACAAGAAGAAACACCUUUGAUGGCUGCAACAUUCCUUCUAUUAGCACAUUGUCACAAGCUGAGACACUCUCCCGUCAGAUCUCAAUGUCCAGUCCUGGUUCUAGCACUGAUAUAAAUGUUAAGAAAAUUGCUGGUGUCAGUGAUGUCUGUGAAUCUAUGAAGCAACAACUUCUGGUCCUGGUGGAAUGGGCUAAAUAUAUUCCAGGCUUCUGUGAAUUACCACUGGAUGACCAGGUUGCCCUGCUAAGAGCACAUGCUGGGGAACACCUGUUGCUUGGAGCAGCAAAACGGUCCAUGGCGUAUAAGGACAUUUUACUUUUAGGCAACAAUUACAUAAUCCAUCGCAACAGUACUGAAGUAGAGAUCUGCCGAGUGGCAAAUCGCAUUCUGGAUGAAUUAGUUCGACCCUUCCAGGAAAUUCAAAUAGACGACAAUGAGUACGCUUGCUUGAAAGCAAUUGUGUUUUUUGAUCCAGAUGCAAAAGGCCUGAGUAACCCAAUGAAGAUUAAGAAUAUGCGGUUCCAAGUCCAAAUCAGUUUAGAGGAUUAUAUUAAUGACCGUCAGUAUGACUCCAGAGGAAGAUUUGGAGAACUACUUCUUCUACUGCCUACACUCCAGAGCAUCACUUGGCAAAUGAUUGAGCAAAUACAAUUGGUUAAACUAUUUGGAAUUGUUAAAAUUGACAGUUUGCUUCAGGAGAUGUUACUAGGAGGUACUUCUAAUGAUGCCAGUCAUCUGCAUCACCCAAUGCAUCCUCACUUAGCCCAAGAUCCAUUAACUGGCCAAACAAUCCUCAUAAGUUCAAUGUCUGCUCCUGUACAUACGGAACAGAUUUCAACUCCAGAAACUCCAUUACCUUCCCCUCCUCAAGGCUCUGGGCAAGAAUACAAAAUGUCUGCAAAUCAGGCUUCAGUCAUUGCACAGCAGUCUAUUUUGAAACAAAAACCAUUGUGAUGAUGUUUCUGUCUCUGUCUUAAUCCACCCUUCCUUCCUUCCUUCCUUCCCUCCUUCCUUCCUUCCCUCCUUCCUUCCUUCCUUCCUUUUUAUGCACUAGAUAAAUUGGUAGGACACUUGCACAUUUAAAAUCUCAGGUUGAUAAAUGAAAUUAUUUCCUCAGCAGCCACUGCUGUGGGUGUUCCUUUAAACACCUCAUGAUCUGAAAAGUAAUGCUGUUCUGACUGCCACAUACAACUGUAACUGUGGACACUGAAGUCUGACAAAUAUGUAUAGAGGUUCAUAUUAUUUUUAGAUCUUAUAACUGCACAGAUUCAUGUUUUUAUUUCCUGUUUUAGUUAUUGUCUUAAUAUUAUCGUUUUAGAUGUGUAUAUAUAUAUAUUUUUUGUGACCGAACUGGUUAGUGCUUGUUUAGCUGUGAAUUGUAGAGAAGAAAAAGUGGGUUAAUCAGGCAAAAGCCAAAGUUCCACUAAUAGUAAACCAGUAGGCUACCAAAAAAGCACAUGAAUUAAAAAAAAAGGACGGAAAUGCACAACUCAUUUAAAAAAAUAUUGAUUUGAAAGGACCAUCUCUUUCAAGUAAAAGUGUUGAAUCCUUCCUGCUCAUCUGUUUGUAUGAGUCAGAGGGCCUGCCGUGGGUGAAUAUGCUUGAGGGCUUUUUAAAAUCUGUAUAGGUAGUAAUGCCUAUAUCUGUCAAUUGGAUAGUGCCAAGGCAUUUACAUUGCUAAAUAGUUAAAACAAGGACUGGUAUGCUUUUUGGUCAGGACUAACUAGUACCCUCCCCAAAAAUUUAUGGGCACACUUUAGGAAUUAGGCCAGUCUAUGGACACUUUUCACCAGGUGCUUGGAAUACAGCCCCCCUCUUUAGGGGGCAGAGAGGAAUACAGACAGAUUGUGCCAUUUGACCUCAGAAAUGGAGUAUAGACUUUGUGCUGUUUGAUUUACUUGUGUAAGUGUAGCCUUUGGGUUUAUUUACCUAACUGGCUGGUGAAUGCAUGUUUCAGCAAUCACUAAACUUCACCUACAGAGAUGUUGUAGUUAAUGUAGCAGCUCUGUCUGGAAAGGUAUAGCUAAUUGAAGUGGCAAAUGUGCCUGAGUUCAGCUCCAGGUGUUCCUAGUUUGAGCCAUGGUAUUUCAAGCCAGAAGACAGCCAGCCCACAAAGUAUUCAUCCUCUCAAUUUUUAAGAGUUUUCAGAAGCUUGGGAUGAAUCAAUUUUCUGUGAUGAACCCCCACCUCCUUUUCCUCCCAUUACAGUUUGGGAGGAUCCAACAUUGACUAAGUUUUUUGUCUGAAGUCUAUAACAACUCAUCUGGAUUUGAACCCUCUGUGGAUUUGCACAAAGUGGACCUUGUGACACAUGCUCACUUGGGCAUGUAUACUCAGUUACAAUUUGUGAAAAUAAUCUAAUAUAUUAAGUGAUAUGUUGUUCCUACAAUACUGACAUCAUAAGAAAAUUACCACUUUGCACAUUUUAUUUAUUCCAGACAGCAAUGAUUUUUCUUUAGUACUUUAAAGCAGACUUUCUUCUCAGAAGAUAUGUAAGAGAGAAACAGAUGAAAAAGAUAUAAUAAAAUAUUGCAGUUUACUGAACUAUUCCAAAGAGAAAAUAGUCAGUCAGAAAUUCUGAGUCAGAAUUUCUGCAAGGUGAGAUGCUGAUCGUGCUGAACAACACCUUCACUAAUCACAACAUCUAAAGAUGGGGGAGUUACACCUCUGGCUUGUAAAAGUUGCUCAAACAAUCUGCAGUGAUUCUUCAAAUACAUUUUUGUAGGCAGGAAAUGUGACAUAUUAAAUGCUGAGCUAACCUGAACAUUCAAAAGGCUUUAAUGAGAAUACACUACUACCAGGUAGAUGCUGUGUUUCUUGUUAUUUUAAAGUAGUUGCUUUUGUAAAGUCCAUGCAGUGGCUCUUAACAUUUGCCUUUUGCUUUAUGGAUGGUUUUUCUUUUUGCUGUUUACUGUUUGUUUUUUUUUAUCAAGGCAUUGCUCUUUUUACAAGUUCCUUUUAGCAUGAGUUUUUAUGACAGAAUAAGGUUCUGAAGUUUUGCCAUUAACUUUAGGGGUGUCCAGAAUGUGCUAUUUUUACAAGUUCACCACCAACACUUUAUGGUGAAACACAGAGGUAAAGCAUGUGUGAGAGAUACUGAGCAGCCCAAAAGUUUACUGAUUGGGCUCACUUUUGUGUACUUGUCAUAGAAAGAGUGUUGGACUCAAGGUGGAUCUACAUGAAUUUAAUGGGUCAGAUUAAUGAAGUUAGUUGCAUAAAUGUGGCAGUAUUGGUCUGACUAAAAACAUUUAACUGGAAAUAAAAAGUAGUCCCCAAGUUGGCUACCCUUGCCUUAUAUAAGAGAUAUGCAUAAUAGUUCAAUGGAUUUAUUUUUCACACUGUACUUUAGAUAUCAAGUGUACAAUAAAAUAAUUUCACACACUGCCAAAAUGUACUGGAGGAAAGAUAUACUUUAGUGUUUUGUCUGACAAAACGUUGUUAUCUAUUUUGUAUGAUAUAUUACAUUUUGGAAUAAGAACACCACUGUAAUUUAUUGGGAAAAGCUGAUUUAUUUUAUAAAUGUAACAUUAUUUUUUUAAACUUAAUUAUGAAAAAUCAGAAAUGAUUAGCUUUUUUAAAUAUUAAAUUAUAAUGAGGUGUAACUUUAUAUGUUUGAACUCUGAUACCAAGUUUUUGUGUUGAGCAUUUGGAAUUGAAAUGGUUGCUGAAAAUAUUUCAAAUGGACUGUUUUUCAUCAAAGCUUAAUAAAGAAAAAUGAAUGAUCCAAAUGA